ACACACACACAACGACGACGAGAGUACGAGACGACGCCACUCUCUCUCGUCACGACAAAAUCCAAAAAAAUAAAAAAUAAAAAGAAAUAAAAAAAAACCCUCCUCAUUUAACAGUUUCCAAAACACCAGCCAAAAAUUGUGCAUGUGUAUGUGAAUUGUCAGAGUGUAAUUAAAAAUAAAUUAAUUAAAAAAAAAAAUAAAAUAGCACAAAAAAAUAAAUAAUCAUAAAUAACAAAUAAUAAAAAAAUAUUAUCAACAAUUAGAUAAAAUUAAAAUCAUCAAAAAAGGAGUGUUUUCUCAGUGCUUUCCAUUUGUUACUUAAUUUUUUUCUCUCUCGUUAAAAAAAAAAAAAAAAAAUACAUUGACGCUGUAGGGUGUUAACUCGACAAAUAACUCAUCUGUUAAAUUGAGAGUCUUGAUAAAUCAUUUGGCAAAUCUGGAGCUAAUAUCAAAACCAGUUGGAAAAAAUUAUAAUUUAUAAAAUAUUUAUAAAUUCAUUUUUACUUGUCUAACAAUUCCCGCUAUUUUUUUUUUAUUAUUUAACUUGAAAUAAAUAAAAUUUUUACAACAAAAGACAAGUAUCAUCAAAGUGUCAAUGUAAAAAUAAUUUUGAAGUAUAAUAAACAAUUGUUGAAACAGUGAAUAAAGUGAAUAUAAUAAUUUUUCAUGUUUUUAUAUUAAUCGCAAUUAUAACUGUGUCUUUCAUUUUUUUUUUUUUCUUCAUUUUUUUGUGUGUGAUGUUGUUGAUAACCGAUUAGAGCUGAUGGUAGCCGCGCGCAUCACAUUCACCAUCGUCAUCAUCAUACACAAAAACACCACCAUUCAAUUGGAUCUAGAGAGUGAAGUUAAAUUCAAAAACAAAAAAAAUACAAAACAAUCAAAUUAAUUACAAGUGUUUAUUGUUAAAUUUAAAACAAGUGUUUUAUUAUUGUUGUUUAAUGAUUUUUUAAAAAAUGAUAUCAGUUGGUUAGCUAGAAGAUUAACGAGUGUCUCGUGGGCCAUUCACCUGAUUGUAGCUAAUUUUGCAAUGUGGAGGCGUCGUGAUAAAAAAUUAACCACACAGCAUCAAAAUAAUAUAAAAUAUAGCAACAAUUGAAUAAAUAAAUUAUUUAUAUAAAUUAAUAUUAAUUGUUUAUUAUAAUUUUUUAUUUUUUAUUUUAAAUUAUCUAGAAAAUUUGUUUAAUUUAUUCGAAAUUAUUAAUUUAUCAAAAAAAUUUACCCGCCACAGGACGGGUGGUUAUGUUUCCCACUUUCAUUGGAAUUCUAGAUAUACAAUCGUGGUGGGAGGUGCCGAGCAUCGCACAUUUCUGCUCAUUAUUCAGGGCUGCCUUCAACCUUCUGGACUUUGACAUUGAAGAUCUUGAAGAGGCUUUACUAACUGAUGGUGGUACUGAGGGACGUCUACUUCAAGAAUUAAUUGUCAAAUUGUUAGAAGGCUGUUUACCAAAUGACACAAGAAAUGGCAUAUCAACAUUUAAUUAUCAAAUGUUCUUACGACGAUUAUUUCGUCAAAAAUGCCAGGAAUACAAGUGUGAAAAUCCAUUUAACACAGACGUAGACUUUGAGCUACUACCAUUACGUCAAAAAGUUGAAAUAUUACGCGCCCUCUGCGACUUUAGGCUAGAUGCCGAGGACGUAGAGUGUGCGCUAAAUAAUUUAGACUCAGAUAGUCUACGUGUUGAACCACUUGGACAUGAUAGUAAAAAUUCAGCAUACUGGUAUUUUUAUGGUACACGUUUAUAUCGUGAAGAUUAUAUUGAUGAUGAUAUUGUAACAUCAACAACAACAACAAAAAAUAAUAAAUUACGUCAACAUAAACGUAAUUUAAAAAAUAAAAUAAAUAAUAAUACUAAAGAAAAUCAUGAUAAUAAAUUAAAUAAUUUAUUAUUUAAUAUUAAUAACGAUAAUAAACGUGAAACUGUAUGGCAAGUUGUUUGUUUUACACAACAAGAUUGGUCAAGACUUGUUGAUAAAUUAAAAAAUUCAAAUAUUGAUACUGAACGUAAAUUAUAUACAACACUUGCUGAAGAUUUUUUACCAGAAAUACCAAAAUUAUUUGAACUCAAAGAAAAACAACAACGUUGUCGUUUAUUACAACGUAACAACAAUAAUAAUAAUAACAAUAGUAAUAAUAAUAAUUCCCAUAUAUUACGUAAUAAAAAAGAAAUAAUUAAUAAUAAUAAAAAUAAUAAAAAAAAUAUCAAUAUGGUACGUGGUAAAAUAAAAUCAAAAAUAAAUAAAAAUAAUAAUAAAAAAAUUAAUAAAAAUAAAAAUGAUAGUGAUAGUGAUAGUGGUGAUGAUGAUGAUGUACCAUUAUCAUCAUCAUCAUCACAACAAAAACAACAGCCACAAAAAAAAGGUAGACAAACAAAUAAUUCAUUGGCAUCAGCUGUUGGACAAAUUGUCAUUGAUACAACACAUGAUACAGAUAAUAUUUCUGAUAAAAAAGGUACUAAAAAACAAACUAAAAGUACAUAUGCAACAUCAUAUCCUUAUACAUUUGGUAUUGAAGAAGAAGAAAGACGUGUUGGUAUGCAUAAAGUAUUAGAAAGUCUUAAAGAUCAUGAAGAUGCAUGGCCAUUUGUUGAUCCAGUUGAAGAAGAAUAUGCACCAAAAUAUUAUAGUGUUGUUAAAAAGCCAAUGGAUUUAACAACAAUGGAAGAAAAACUUGAAGGUGGUUCAUAUAAAAAUAUUAAUCAAUUUAAACGUGAUUUUCGUCUUAUUGUUGAUAAUUGUCGUCAGUAUAAUGGUUCUGAUAAUGAAUAUACAGAAAUGGCUGUAACACUUAGUGAAAUAUUUGAUCGUGCUGUUGAUCGUUAUCUUGAUUCUGAUUUAUCUGGUGAUGAUUGUAUAACUGUAUCAUCAAAAGUGACAACAUCAAGACCAACAAGAAGAUCAUCAUCACCUGCAAUUGUACAAAAUUCACGUAAACGUCAAAAGAAAAAAUCAAAUAAAGCAAUUAAAUCAAAGAAAAAUGAUAAAAAAAAUAAAACAAGUCGUAAAAAUACACGUGAUGAUGAUACAGAUAAUGAUGAUGAUGAAGAUGAUGAUGAAAAUAAUCAGGAUAACUUAAAAAGUGAUGAAAGUGAUGAAGAUAAAAUUAAUGACAAUACUCAUGAUGAGGAUGAUGAAGAUGACGACGAUGAUGAACGGGAUAAUGCAAUAUCUAAAAAUACUGUGAUAAAAACAAAACGAAAAAAACCCAAUGAAACAAAAAAAUCAUCAAAUAAAAGUAAAAAAUUAACAAAUAAAAAUGAUAAUAAAAAAAUUAAAAAAGAAACAACAAAAAAUAUAAAAGAUUCAAAAAUAAAAAGAAAAAAAAAAGAUGAUAUUGUAAAUAAUCAUGAAUCAUCAUUAUCACCAUCGCCAUCACCACCACCACCAAUUAUUAAAAAAAAUAAUAAAAAAAUAGAUAAAAAAUUAAUUGAAGAAAAUGUAUCAUUAAUUGAUAGAAUUAAAAAAAAUAAUAAAGAUAAUAAAAUUUGUAAAAAAAAAAUUAUUGAAAAAGUUAAAAUUGAGGAAAGAGAUAAAUAUGAGACUGAUGAUGAUUAUAGAUUUUCUGAUACUGAAGAAAAUGGUGGUGAAAAAAUUAAAAAACCAUUAAAACGUGAAAAUAAACAAAAAUUAUCUAAAAUUGAUAGCAAAAAUUGUCGUAAAAUUAAUAGUAAUAAUAAAAGUAAAGAUAAAAAAUUAUCAAAAUUAAAGAAAAAUAAAAAUCAUAAAAAUAAUGAUGAUAGUGAUGAUGGUGAUGAUGAUGAUGAAGAAGAAGAUGAUGCAGAUGAAAAAUAUGAAGAUGAAGAAGAUAAUAAUAAUGAUGAAAAUAAUAUAAAAAAUGGAAAACCUAAAAAAAGUACUGAAAAAAUAAAAAAUGGUACAAAUUUAAUAAAAACACUUGAUCGUUUAAAAGAUCGUAUUAGUGAACGUAAAAAAGAAGAACAAUUAAAAAAUGAACGUGAAAAACAAAAUAAACAACAAUUAUCUAAAAAUGAUAAUGAUAAUAAUAAUAAAAAAAUUAUAAAAAAUAAAAAAGUGCCUUCAAAUGGUAAUGCCAAUAAUGAUAAUCGUGUUAAUUUAAAACGUGGUAAAAUUAAAUUAUCAUCAAAUACAAAUGACACUGAUAAUAAUAAAGUAAUUGAUAAAAAAAUUGAUGAUAAUAAAAAACCUAAUGAUAAUAAUAAUAAAAAAAUUAAAAAUACCAAAGGUAAUAAAGACAAAAAUGAUGUAUAUGAUGAAUUAAAUGAAGCAACUGGUCAAACACUUCAUGAUAUGAAUUUAUGGCUUGAUAAACCACCUAAAUCACCAACAGAUGAUGUAGCUAAUGUACCAUCAUCAUCAUCAUCAUCAACAGUAACAACAACAGCAACAACAACGACAGCAGCAGCAACAACAACAACAACAGCAUCAUCAACGGCAACAUCAACAACAUUAUCAACAACUGAUUCAGCAUUACGUGCAGUAACACAAAAAAUAAACCAAGAUUUUGCAUCACGUAAAAGGCCAAAUUCAAUUAAAACACUUUUCGGUCCAAAUGGACCAUCCCGGCCAAAAAAAAUCCAAAGAACAAUUGACAGAUUACAACCAGGUAAAAGUAAGGGUAAUUUAUUAUUAAAAAAACCAUUGACAACAAAUACAAGUACAAGUUCUGAUGUAGCAUCAUUAAAUCAAUCGACAUCUGAUAAUGAACAAUCAAUUCGUGAUACAUGUGAUGAGCCAAAAUUAAGUCUUGGAUCAGUACUUAAAAAUGCUGAUUCAAUACAAUCAAUUUGUAAAAGUGUUGUACCAUCACCAAAUUCACAUUGUUCAAAUGAUGAAGAUGAUGAACAUCCAAAAAGUCCAUUAUUAAAUUCAAAUAGUAUUAAUAAAAAUAUUGAUAAAUCAAAAGAAUUAAAUUUACAUAAUGAUAAUAAAAAUGAUGAUAAUGAUGAUAAAUUAAAUAUAAAAGAUAAUGAACAAUUAAAAGAAUCAAAAUCAGUUAGACCAAAUUUAAGUGCAUGGUUCAAGGCAUUUGGUGCACCAAAAUCAAAGAAAAAAGAAGAACCUGAUAUAUCAAUUGAUGAACAAUUAAAAAAAGAUGAUAUUGUUGUUGAAUUACCAACUCCAUCAGCAAUACAAUCACGUCAACGAAGAUUAAGUGCUGGUGGUAGUAGUGUCAGUGAAUCUGUAUCAAGUUUUUCACAAGAAUCACCACCAGGUUUAACAAUUAAAUCACCACAAAGUCAACCGUUAACACCAGCUGGUAUUGAACAACAGCCAAUACGUGCUGGUUUUUAUCAAGAUGCAUUGUCAACUGGUAGUAGUCCAUAUAAUAGUCCUUAUUAUCAUACACCACCAAGAUAUUCAGCUCAAUUACCACCAACUCCAUCACCACAAAAUCAUCCAUUAUCACCAGCUUAUCCUUCAUCAGCUGCAUAUGAACAAAAUCCACUUUAUCCACAAGCUGUUGUUUCACAAUCAUCACAUUCGGUUUAUCAAAAACCAUCAACACCUGAAAAUACAUCAGAAAUUUACAAUGAAAAUUAUUCACAAAUACCAGUUGCAAAUCAACAACAAGUAGUAUCACCCCAACAACAACAUUCACCUUAUUCACAAGCUUUAUCACCUCAAGCACCACCACCAACAUACUCACAACCUCAACAAUCACCACAACAACAACAACCACAUUCACCAUAUUCACAAACAUCACCAAAACCACCACCUCCAAAUUAUUCACAAUUAUCACCACAUUCUCCAUUGCCUUAUUCACAACCAUCACCACAACAACCAAAUUCACCAUACUCACAAACAUCACCAAAACCACCACCUCCAAAUUACUCACAAUUAUCACCACAUUCACCUUUGCCUUAUUCACAACCAUCACCACAAUUUACACAACCAUCACCACAACCACCACCAAGUUAUUCACAACCAUCACCCCAAACUCCAGCGAGUUAUUCACAACCAUCACCUCAAACACCAGCAAAUUAUUCUCAACCUUCACCACAACCACCUGCAAAUUAUUCACAACCAUCGCCUCAAACACCGGCCAAUUAUUCUCAACCUUCGCCUCAAACACCGGCCAACUAUUCACAGCCUUCGCCUCAAGCACCGGCAAAUUAUUCUCAACCUUCUCCACAAACACCUGCAAAUUAUUCUCAACCCUCACCUCAAACUCCUGCAAAUUAUUCUCAACCCUCACCUCAAACACCUGCAAAUUAUUCGCAACCUUCUCCACAACCACCAACUCCAAAAUUCUCUGAACCAUCACCACAACCACCUCCAGCAUACUCUGCACCAUCGCCUCAAGCUCAGCCACCACCAACAAAUUAUUCACAACAAUUAUCACCAUCACCAUCAGUGGCAGCAGCAGCGGUUGUUCCUUCACCACUACCUCUAUCACUACCACCACCACCAUCAUCAUCAGCAAGUGUUAUUUAUGAUUCACCAAGAAAUUAUCAUCAACCUUCGCCACAAACUGUUUUACCAUCACCACCACCAUCAUCAGUGUCAACAAAAACAUUGUCAAAUUAUUCACAAUCAUCAUCAAGAACAACAAAUACAACGACAACAACAACAACAACAUCAACAAAAUCAAUACCAGAUGAUUAUCCGACAAUUGUGCCAGGUGCAUAUUCACAAGGAUUUAAAUCAAAUCAUCCAACUUAUGUACAUCCAAGUGGCAUUGAAGCAAGUAGAAAUUUUGCAAAUGAUACAACACCACUUGGUUUAAGUGCAAAUCAUCAAAGUUCAUUGUAUUCAUCUAAUCAAUUACCACCAUCGUAUGUUAAUAAUUUUACAACAUCAAGUGAUCCACAAAGAACAAUAACAAAUCGUAUUAAUACACAAGAAUCUCAACAAUCAACAAGUGGUGCAUUGAAAUUUAGUGUACCAUCAAGACAAGAACAAUCACAAUUAUUAAAUUUCCAACAAAAUUUAAGUAAUCAUGAGGGUAUUUAUCAAGCAGCUGGUGGUUUUCAAGCACCACCAUAUCCAAUGCCAAAUACAACAUGUCGUCCAGUAUAUCCAAGUCCUCAUUAUUAUGAUACAAGUUCAAAAACAUCAUCAGGCACAAAUUCAUCAGUAUUACCACCAGUUAAAAAACGUAUGUAUACUGAACCAACAAAUGAAACAACAAGAUCAUCAGCAUUAUCAUCAGAACCACCACCACCACUUCCACUAAGAUCAGAACAAUUUUCUUAUGAUCAAAUGAUGAAUUUAGCUGGUACAGAUACAAUUGGACAAUUUGACAGUAGUUAUGGUGUACUUGGUGAUGCAGUUGGUAAUAAUCCAGCUUAUAGAAUUGGUCUUGGUAGACCAACAAAAGAACAACAACAAUUAUUAACAAUUCCACGACCAUCAAGCAAGGAUAUUAAUUAUUCACGGGAACUUGAUUUAAAUUUAUAUCAAAGUAUGCAAAAUUCAGCUAAAAAUUUACAAACAUUACCAUCAAUACGUCGUGAAACAAUACAAACAGUACAACAACCACCACCGGCACCACUUGCACCGCCAGUAGUUGUCAAGAAAAAACGUGGUAGAAAGCCAGCAAGUCAUCAUCAAGCAGUAGCAGCGGCGGCGGCAGCAGCAGCAGCUGCAGCUGCUCAACAGCAACAACAACAACAACAACAGCAGCAACAACAACAACAACAGCAACAACAAGUAACAUCAGGCCAAUCAAGUGUACAUACUGAUAGUCAAGUUAGUCAAUUACCAGGAUUUCCACAAUAUCCACCAGUUGAUAAAAAUCAAUCAACAAUACCACCAAGUGGAUCAGCAUUUAAUUUUGCAGCACCACCAGGUGCAACAAAUAGUUCACCAUUUUAUGAAAAAGAUCCAUUAUCAGCAGCAGCUGCAUAUACAUUUUUCAAUGAAUUACGUGAUUCAAAUAAUUAUUACAGUAUUCAACAGCAACAACAACAACAGCAGCAGCAACAACAGCAACAACAACAGCAACAACAAGCUACACCUGUUUCUGAAUCAUCACAACAAAAACAAUUGAAUAAUCAGUCAUCAAGAAAUUUUGCAACUCAACCACCACCACCACCACAUCCAUUUUUACAUUCAACACAAAGAUCAACAGCUUAUGGACCACCUGUACCACCAUAUGUACCGCCACAUGGACCACCAAAUAUUGCACUUGAUCCAGCUUAUGCGCAAUAUUUAAAUUAUUAUACAAUGGGACAAGCAUCACAUCCACACAGAUCUGGCUGGCCCUAGCCCACAAAUAAAAUCAUUAAAAUAAUUAACUAAUAUUAAUUAAUACAAAAGACAAUUUUAUAUUCAAGUGAAAAUUAGAAAUAGCAUUUUUUUUUUUUGUUUUUUUAUCAAGUGCAACAUUCAUAUUUUUAUCAUGUGUCAAUAUUAUUAAUAAUUAGAUUUUUUUUUUUGUUUUUUUUUUUAUGCUUGUUAAUUUAUCUCGGUGACCGUUUCUUUUUUAUUAUUAUUUUUUAUAGUUUUUUUUACUUAGAGAAAGCUCUCUGAUAAGUAUGAUAAAUCAUGUAUAUUUUUUCUUUUUUUUUCUCUUUUUUUUUUGGCAAUUUUUCUUCGUGUAAUUAUAUAGAUUAAUGGAUAUAUAUAUAUUGUAUUAGAGAUUAUUUAAUAUAUCAAAGUCAUCGAGAAUAUUUUCAUGCAUUUAUUUUAGAAUUUAAUUAUGACUUUUCGAUUUUUUUUAUGUAAUAUUGACAGACUUAGGGUUAAUGUUAAACAGACUAAGUUAAAAGAGAAAAUUAACUUAAUUAUUUAUGGAAAAGAUAAUAAAAAAAAAAUCAUAGAAUUUUAUACAAUAAAAAAUAUUAUAGGAAAUUUUGUUGAACAGGUAAAGUCCAGGGUAAAAACAUUUGACAAAAUAAUUAAUUGGUAAUACCUGAACGUUGCCUGAUAAACACGAUGG
Molecule: messenger RNA, 8863 nt
Organism: Aphidius gifuensis
Lineage: Eukaryota; Metazoa; Arthropoda; Insecta; Hymenoptera; Braconidae
Product: myb-like protein U
Exons: 4
Coding region: 1240-8190 (2316 amino acids)
Biological process (GO): chromatin remodeling
Cellular component (GO): CERF complex
Molecular function (GO): protein binding
Source: RefSeq, a predicted model, not a curated record